Anarrhichthys ocellatus (wolf-eel) is the source of this 3362-nucleotide messenger RNA. It is a transcript of the gene fancc, whose product is annotated as FA complementation group C. The record is from RefSeq and is a predicted model, not a curated record. Gene Ontology annotation, cellular component: Fanconi anaemia nuclear complex. Gene Ontology annotation, biological process: cellular response to oxidative stress; interstrand cross-link repair; nucleotide-excision repair. Lineage: Eukaryota; Metazoa; Chordata; Actinopteri; Perciformes; Anarhichadidae. The transcript has 15 exons. Bases 176 to 1945 code for a protein of 589 amino acids.
UCAGUUUGUUUACAUCGCAGGACGAAAGCUUGGCUUCUUGUCUGAAGACAAAACGUUAUAUAAUGAAUGGACACAGCUGACUUCUGCUCCGUGAAGAUUUCAGUUUGAUGGUUGCACGUCUUGUUUACAUGCUCUUGCUUCGGUCCAAAGUACCUUCACCGGGACAAGUAGGACAAUGUCUCAGCUGCAGCCACUGAUCCAGCUCCAACAAACGGCAGAGCCCCCGCUGAACGUCCAGGAGAUGCGCUUCUGGCUGGACAAAGCAGUGGCGUGGGGCCAGGCUGACACUCAGAAAGACACCUCCCUGCAUUUGAGCAGACUGAGGGAUUUCCUCCAGCAACUCCUCACACACAUCAACAACAUGAGCUCCACAGCAGAGACCAUGAAGAUGCUGCCCCUCCUCGGACAGUUUCUUGGCCGACUCUGCUGGAACCCUUAUGUCACUGCUGAUGCUACAGGCAGACGGCUGCUGUUCCAGUGUUUGUGGGGACUGUACUCGGAGCAUCCGGGCAAUGCUGUGGAAAGGAAAGCCAACCAGUGGAUACGGAAGGUUCUCUGUCAGCUUGCUACAGAGGAAGACGAUGAUCCAACGCAGGCAUUGAUGAAGCAAAUGGGUGUCCCGCCUAAAGAGUACCAUCUCAAAGUUCUGAGAAAGACGGUGGCACUGCUGCAGGAGAACAUUGGGAAGAGCUGCAGCUCUUUGGGCAACAUCAAUCAGAGGUGUUCAUGUGACAACAUUCUGGCCACAUCAGAGGCUUGCGUCCCCCUGGUCACAUGUCCUGAGGCGGCUCCUCUCAUUGGUGCACUUCUGCAGCAGCCAGUGACUUGUGUCAGGGCAGCACUUAGUGAAGACUUCCUGGAUGCUCUGAGCUCCGCCCAUGCCAGCCAAUGCUUGUCAUUGGAGGAGCAGGCUGUAGUUUCUCUGUGGUAUCACAACCUGCCCAGCCUGGAGGAAGCAGUGCUCCGCCUGCUGGAGUGUGCUCUCACCAACUCGAGGUCAAUUCCACAGAAGCAACUGGAACAGUCAUUGCUGCCUAAAGCCUGUGCUCAGCACUGCUCUAUAUUCCUGGUUGUAAACGACAUCUUCAGGUCCAUCCUUAAGCAAGCCGAAGGGAAAGAGUCUGUUAAGUAUUUCAUCCGAACCUUUACCAGCUGUUUCCUCAGGGAACUGGCACUGCAGCAGCAUCAGACGCGCGUAUCCCUGAAGGCCAUGUUUCCACAGUCACCUCAGAGUCUGCUGCUUCCUCUCUUGACCCGGCCGUCAGAGAUGCCUCAAGAGGCUCUCAGACGUCACCUGCACUGGCUCAGCGGCUCAUUACAGAGACUGACAGAGGAGGAAGAGGAGGGAGACGGAGACAACAGCAGUAGCACCAGAUUAGAGAGGUACCACAAAGUGUUCGAGGCCUGGUUCCUGCUGGUUCAGUGUGCCCACUGGGUGCAAGUGGCUGUCCAGCUGCUGGUGACAUCGGAGCCUGAGGACUGUGGCCCCCUUCUGUGGCUGCUGAUCUUCUACCACCACCCCACUAACAGGGGCCACCACAGAGCACUGCAGCUGGUACAUGGCAAAGAAGCGUGGGACCACCUACACUCCCUGUUCCUACUCUCAGCUCGUCCUCUUCCUGUUGACCGCCUGCAGUCAUUGGUCACUCUGCUGUCACCACAGUCUCAGCAACCAUCGCUCUCCCCAUUAUUGACCCUCAACCUGUUAGUCCACUUUGCUGUGUUUCUCCAACAAUCCCUGAGUGCAGCAACAGAAAUCUUACAGACGGUGGUGGAUCGUUCUGGUCUGGUUGAUGAAGCAGAGUGUGUUCUCAGCUCGCUGGAGCUCCGACUAAACGAAGAGAACUGCUUAUCAAGCGACACUAAAAGAGUUCAUCUCAGGAUCCAGGCACUUCAAAACACAGUAACACGUAUGCAUGCAGCAUCCAACUGUGCUGAUAACUAAGCACUCACACUCUGAAAUAGGUGAGAGUGUAUACACUCACACACACGCACACACUAAUGCAUAGAACCACACCAGCUCAGGGUUGAUUUUUUCAAGACACCUUUGCAGAAUGUCAAAUAGCCACGCUCUUGUGGAGACAUGCUGUGGUGCAAUGACAGGAGUGUGUCAAAACAGCACAGCGAGGACAGAUUAUGUGGAGAGGCUACAAUUAUACGCAAACACACACACAUGACACAUCUACAAGGCCCACAAGGACACUUGAACAGUGACAGAUCACACUGCAAAGAAGCAGCGGCUCGUACAAUGUGUCAGAGUCCUCCCACUCUCAUAAUUGUCUCACAAUAUACAUCCUUCACGUUACAGAUGCUGACUAAAAGACAUUUGUGUUUGGAGGACACAAGUUAUCUUUGUGUAAAUACUAUUUGUUAGAUUGUGUAAUGUUUAUAAGAAAAAACAUUCUGUCAGUACUGAGUAUAUGAUACAAUGUAACUACGUAAUAAUAUGUCUUUGUACAUUUUCUAUUGCUUCAUUAUUUAUACAGAUGGAGAAUGACUCCUUUUUUGUUUUAUCCAUAAUUUUAAGUGCAGACAUUUAAAAUGACCACUGGACCCAGACAUUUGGGAUUACCUGGCUUAUGUCUCUACAGAACAUACUUCAUGACUACUGCAUGAGCUGUACAGAAAUAUAAACAAACACAUACUUUAUGUUUACUUUUCUUGUGCUGUCGAAUGAAAAUGUUUACAUUUUUGGCAUCAUGCAGGAUGAUUGAUAUCGUGUUUUCAAUGUGGUCCAUGAUGUACUUGUAAUGUGUGAGCAGAUUUGAUUUCCACCUUUAAAAGUAAAAAGUGGGCUAAAUGUUGGAGUCAUUUUUUCUCACACACAAACACAGCCAUCCUUCUUCACAACAUGUAAAGUCAUAUUUAGCGUUUACACAAUCUGGCUGUAUCAUUUUAUUUAAUUUCCUGUAUUAUGACACCUCUCUAAUAAGUGACAAUUUCAAAGGCAAAAUUCCAAAAAUGAUCUCCCUUUAUUUGACUAGAUUUCAUAAAAAUCACAGUAUAGUAUAUUGCCUAAAGUAAAACUAAAAAUCCAUAAAAAUGUUAGUCAUAAAAGGUCAUUAAAAGGAAUGAAAAUUAUAGCAGUAUAUAUCGUAAACGGUCAUAGAAUAAUAUGGCAAAGAAAUAUCAAAGAAGUAAUAAUAUAGUAUGUAGUAAAAAGUAAUGUAGUAUGUCACAAAAAAGUAAUUUGUAGUAUAUAGUAUUACCGUGUUGUUAAAAAAAAAUUUGGCCAAAAAGGUCAAACAAUUUCCAAAAUGAAUCACAAGGUAGACAUGCUCUAAAGCAUAGCCUGCUUUAUUGUCUAUUUUACUCUAAAUGGAACAUAAUUUACUAAAUGAACAUUAUAAAGUAUCGAAGAA